Molecule: messenger RNA, 1582 nt
Organism: Manis javanica (Malayan pangolin)
Lineage: Eukaryota; Metazoa; Chordata; Mammalia; Pholidota; Manidae
Gene: RNF126
Product: ring finger protein 126
Biological process (GO): protein ubiquitination
Cellular component (GO): cytoplasm
Molecular function (GO): ubiquitin protein ligase activity
Source: RefSeq, a predicted model, not a curated record
CGUCGGCCAGCGAGGGAGCAGCAAAGACCAGCGGCGGGCGCCGUGCGGGGGGCUGGAGUAGGUGGCGGUGGCCAUGGCCGAGGCGUCGCCGCAGCCCGGACGCUACUUCUGCCACUGCUGCUCGGUGGAGAUCGUGCCGCGCCUGCCGGAUUACAUCUGCCCAAGAUGUGAGUCUGGCUUCAUUGAGGAGCUCCCAGAGGCAUCCAGCCGGACGACCCCACCGCCGGCACUGUGCCCUUGCAGGAGCGCAGAGAACGGCUCCGCCCCCUCCACGGCCCCCGCGGACCAGAGCCGGCAGCCCUUCGAGAAUGUGGACCAGCACCUGUUCACACUGCCGCAGGGCUAUGGGCAGUUUGCUUUCGGCAUCUUUGACGACAGCUUCGAGAUCCCCACGUUCCCCACCGGGGCGCAGGCCGAAGAGGGCAGGGACCCCGAGAGCCGGCGGGACCGGGAGCAGCACCCCCGGCACCGGUACGGCGCCCGGCAGCCGCGCGCCCGCCUCUCUGCGCGGAGGGCCGCUGGCCGGCACGAAGGCGUCCCCACGCUCGAAGGGAUCAUCCAGCAGCUGGUCAACGGCAUCAUCACUCCUGCCGCCGUCCCCAGCCUGGGCCUGGGCCCCUGGUCUCUCUGCCCAGGGGCGUCUUGCACUCAAACCCGAUGGACUAUGCCUGGGGGGCCAACGGCCUGGAUGCCAUCAUCACGCAGCUUCUCAAUCAGUUUGAAAACACAGGCCCCCCGCCUGCAGACAAGGAGAAAAUCCAGGCCCUCCCCACCAUCCCUGUCACCAAGGAACACGUGGGCUCUGGGCUUGAGUGCCCUGUGUGCAAGGACGACUAUGCACUGGGCGAGCAUGUGCGGCAGCUGCCCUGCAACCACCUCUUCCAUGACGGCUGCAUCGUGCCCUGGCUGGAGCAGCACGACAGCUGCCCUGUCUGCCGAAAAAGCCUCACAGGACAGAACACAGCCACCAACCCCCCGGGCCUGAGUGGGGUGACCUUCUCCUCGUCCUCGUCCUCAUCCUCGUCCAGCUCGCCCAGCAACGAAAACCCAGCAAACAGCUCCUGAGUCCCCUGCCAGACCCUAGAGUAAAACCAGGACCCCACCCACCUCAGCCCUCACACGGCCGCGGUGCCCAUGGACUGCAGCCCGGCCGCGGGCAGAGGCCCAGCCGACCUGCUGCCUGCAGGCUGCAGGGGAAGCUUGGCCUCCCCAGGGACGCCCCGCGCUGGGGACCGGGCACAGCGGGGCACAGGGGCACAUGGCCCUGGAGCAUCUACAGCUCCUGUCCUGUUUGUGUCUAACUUCACCCCCUAUGUGUUCAACAGUGGAAAGGUUUUUAUAAUUUUAAAUUAUUACCGCUUUGAAAUAAAUGGACAUUUUAGCUUACACGGGGCCCUGCAUGAUCUCUGGAAAGACCAGGUCCUGGCGCCACCCUGACAGGCCACCGUCCCCACCUUGAGCGCAGGAGUUCGGGGCCGCAAGAUGACCAGCAAAACAAGAACAAACUGCUCCGACAGAUGUUUUUUAAAGGAAAAAAUAUGUGUAUCUUGAAAGCUAUUUAAAAAUAUACCUACUUAGAGAA